CGCCCCGCGGGGUUACUAUUUUCGUCUUUCUUUGGUUAUAUUUUCACCUCUCGUCGCGACCGACAGGCGACGGCUGUCGUGGUGGUCGCGACACGACGCUCUUGCUCUCGUCUCCGCGGUGUGCCAUCGACGCGCCGCAUAGAUGCCGUGGGAUUUCAAAAACGCGUGCGACGCGCCGAGAUGCCCUGCUUUUUUCAUGCGCACGCGACCAACUCCACGAGUCGGAGCCGAUCACGAAAUUAAAUUUGGAACGCGUGCGUAUGUUGCAUGGGGCGACUGGAGCGAAUGGAUCGCGGACGGCCGGCGAUCUGCCUACAUUCUCCAAGUAUCCGAGGAGCGCGACGAGUCUCUGUCCCUCUCCUUCUCUUUCUUUCUCUCUCUCUCUCUCUCUCUCUCUCUCUCUCUAAACGCAUAAUCGAGUAUUCGGCGGUAUUUUUGAAAUUCAAACAAUACGCGAAAAAAACGCGGAAAUUUGAUGAUCGAUCUGGAACGUGAACGUUGCGCGCGAUUUUCGCUUUUCUUCUCUGUAUGAUCUGUAUGAUCUGAAACGUUUUUAAUCGUACUAAAUUGCUUAUUGCUAAAUUACUAGUCGCUAAAUUGCUGAUCAAUUUUUACUUCCAAUUUUUACUAAUUUUGUUUUUAUACAAGUUGUAACUUUUUCCAUGAAAAUAAAACAUAUACAUAAGUGACACGGAAUUCAAUUUAAAAUUGAUGAAUGGGAACAUUUCUCCUUUUUGUAAAUGAAAUUAUUUAUUAAGCAGUCAUGAGUCAUGAGUGCUACCGUAAAUAUUUUAAAGUUUAGUUGGUCUAUACCGAUUAGCAGGCUGAAAUCAAUGGACGACGUGAGCUCGGAAUCGUCGAGUUCGAAAAAAUACAUGAGAUAAAUUAGAAUAGCUCGACAUAACGUUUUUGAACAUUCCACAACGAAACACUAGCGCACGUUGGCGAUUGCUAUGGAUGACGAUGAGAUGUCGAUGCUGUAUCUGGCAUAAUUAUAGAUGCUUCGUAUUAGCCUGGAUAUUACGUGUUCACAAGUUAAAUUGCAACGUUUCGCAUAGUUUCAUCCAAUAGUCUGUCCGAUGCCAAAAUUAGUAUCGUUGAAUAUCGAGGAGUAUUUAAGAAACAUACAAGAGUAGAUCUUAUCUCUCGCCGGCACUGGUUUCCCAUGAAAAAAGACAUCUUCAUAGUUUAAACUGCAGGUAUAAAUUGACAUACAUAUUACUAAAGAGAAAAGUAAAGUUGUAUAGGAUGACUCAGUUGGAAUUGGAUCCUCAAUUUACGCAAGGAUUGCGCCUAUUACAUUCUACCAACAAAGACUCAGCGGAACAGUUGCGAGCUUUGUUAGAUGAGACUAUUAAACAAAAAUAUGGACCAUCCAAGAUGCUCCUUAACGUACUGCAUAAAAAAUAUAUGAUGGAAGAGCCAGUAUUGAGUGAUCACAGUAGUAGUAGCAGCAGCAAGAAGAGUAAGAGCUCAAGCUCAUCUAAACACUCGAGUAAAUCGAGCAAAAAUAGUUCACCUGUUAAUUUACCAGCACGCGAUACACCACCAGAUAUACUACAAACAGACGACACACUAGCAUUGGAAAUUCUAGAGGAUGACCUGACGUGCGUCAUUUGCAAGGGAAUGGAUGUCGGAGCAAGAAAUAGACUUGUGGAAUGUUUAGAAUGUCAUUCAUUGUAUCAUCAGGAAUGUCAUGUCCCACAUAUUUUAGAUUCACAGAUAGAUGUGCCGAGACAAACGUGGUGCUGCUCCAACUGUUCAAAGUCUCAGGUCUCUAAAGAGAGAAGUUCACCAAAAACUGUGAUCGAGACCAAAUCAAAGGAGCAGAAGAAAGCCAGCUCAAGUAGUGCAUCUAAGGUGACACCAACUAUUCAUAUUAUAAGUGCGGACAAAAGACUGAAAGACAUGAUGAAAAAGGCUAAACAAGACAAACGAAACACAAGUACUGCCGCAAGUUCGAAAGGCUCUUCAUCCAAUACGCCUGCAUUAUCUUCAGUCAAGUCUUCUCAGGACAAAUCGUUAUACAAGUAAAGGCAGUAUUAGAAUAAAUUAGUCGAGUUAGAAAAGCCAACACCAAACGAUAUUGAUUGAAUGUGUAAUUAUUAAUUUUUUUUUUUUUAAUAAUUUGGAUCGAUUCUUUUUAUUGAUAACGGAUAUUUUAUAGUCGGUUUUAUUAAUAUGGGAGAAAAGGCGACAAUUUUUGUUGUUACUUUUUAUGAAUAUAUUUACUUAUGACGAAGUAAGAAUCGCGUCCCUUUAUGACAAAGACAAAAGUCCUAAAUAGACGAUACUACUAUAUGGAGUAUGUAUUUAUAUUGAAGUUUAAUCUCGAAUUACAUUCAAUCGACAUUAGUACAAUUGGGCCUUUGUGUAGUCUGAAUUUCUUACUGCCUAUAAAUACAAUUCCAUAUUAUACAAUUUAUUAAUAAUUGUACAAACGUGCCAUGUAAAUUUGUUAUCUUUAAGCUUUCGCAUUAUUAUUACAAAAAUAUUAAGUAUGUAGAAAAUAAUGACAUAAUAUUACUAUCGCUAAUAAUUAUUACACACGUAAUAUCGUUCGUAAUACAAGUCUGCGUUGACAUAUAGUUAUUAAUGUAAAUAUACAAUAGAUCAUUUUUUAAUACCUUUUUAUUGAGAUAUAUUUAUAAAAGGAAAGCGAUAAAAUUAUACAAACUUCACAUAUCUCUCGAGAGAGAUUGCGUGUUAAUUGUACUGUAUAUCGCAUAUACACAAUUUCGUUACCGAAAUCAACUCGUAUCGAGUACGCUGAUUCUUUUUUCUUUUUCUCUUUUUACUGUCGCGUAACGAUACAACAUCGACGUCGGGUCUUUCACGUAGUCGAGAUGCUCAGUGGAAAACUAUAACGCGCGUCGAAUACGUACUACUGUAUACAAGAUAUACAUGUAAACACUCGUUCCUUCGCGAGUGCGAUGGGAGUGUGUGGCAGAGUUGUGAGAAACUCCAAAUUAACGUGACAAUACGUAACGCUUAGUAUUCAAAGAUUCGUCGUGUAAUAUGUUUUCUUUUUCCGAAGAGUCCACGUGUCCAUAUUUAGAGUAACGGUACUUAGACCUUAGCGCCCAACGAGCUGUGAUAAUUUUACAUACGGGCGAUUAUCAUUCACCGUGUCCGUCUCCAAUCGCGUGAAAUCUUUUACUGUGACGCAACUGUGUUAGAAACUUUGGAAUUCGUCCGAAGGGCCGAGAAGCUGAUCGCGCGCGCUCUCUCUCUCCAUCUUGAACAGACACUCGGAUGGAUCACGACAAAUGAUAGUGACUCAAAUGGGGGAAACCUCAGUUGGCUCGUGGCCCUUCUCUUUUUGUUUCUUCUCCUCUUUCCACGCUUACAGUAAAACGAUCGUCGAGACGAUGCACGGACACAAUCCAUCAUACCUUAAUUGUAAGAGUUAGCAUUGCUACGAUCAAAGCCUGUAUAGCUUCGAUAAUUGCGGGUGGGCGAAAUAACGAAGAGAUAACAUAUAAGUCAUUUAUAAUACCAAUAUAUUUUCUGCGAUCUUU
Messenger RNA from Odontomachus brunneus, 3521 nucleotides. Its product is annotated as integrator complex subunit 12-like. NCBI's taxonomy places the organism in Eukaryota, Metazoa, Arthropoda, Insecta, Hymenoptera, Formicidae. The record is from RefSeq and is a predicted model, not a curated record. Gene Ontology annotation, cellular component: integrator complex. Bases 1249 to 2034 code for a protein of 261 amino acids. The transcript has 5 exons. Gene Ontology annotation, biological process: snRNA 3'-end processing.